This is a messenger RNA of Aspergillus caelatus, 443 nucleotides long. RefSeq lists its product as uncharacterized. The transcript has a single exon. The coding region runs from base 34 to 282 and encodes 82 amino acids. Lineage: Eukaryota; Fungi; Ascomycota; Eurotiomycetes; Eurotiales; Aspergillaceae. The record is from RefSeq and is a predicted model, not a curated record.
UGGCAGUGUAGCCUCUGUUCAGUUACCUUCACGAUGAGUAGUCCUAAGAUAAAAGAGAUCUCUCGCCCAGAGAUUGAGAACCUUGGCAUGAAUGCCGCAUCGAUCUCAGAUGUCAGGCAUCUGUUGUCUUAUAACUGGAUUGAUGCAUCCGUCCCCACCAUUGCCGUCCCGGGAAGAAAACCCCACUCUGGUCUCCAACCAGUACUCACCAAAGGGUAUUUAAAUGAGUGUCAAACUACGUCCAGGAGUUCAUUAGGGCAUCGUGAUUCUCUAGUGUUGUAGAAUAAGGUCCAACAGGUGCCGUGAGAAACAAAAUGAUGUGUGCUGUGAGAUUGGUGGGUACCUUAUCUAGGAGACUGACGUCAGUUGAUUGCGGUUUCCGGUAGAAGUAUUUCCCUGUGGAAUGAGGUUUCCGCUGGUGAUGUUAGUUAAUUCUAGUCCUG